This is a messenger RNA of Colletotrichum navitas, 1402 nucleotides long. RefSeq lists its product as uncharacterized. Bases 76 to 1284 code for a protein of 402 amino acids. The record is from RefSeq and is a predicted model, not a curated record. Lineage: Eukaryota; Fungi; Ascomycota; Sordariomycetes; Glomerellales; Glomerellaceae. Gene Ontology annotation, molecular function: GTPase activity. The transcript is spliced from 3 exons.
GAACUUUUUUCCCUAGCGGCUGCAACAGCAACACCGUGAAAGCCGCAUACAUACUCACCCGACACCUCUACCAAAAUGGCUUCAACUUCCGCAGCCGCGCCCGCUGAGAACCAGUCUACUCAGGAGAAGGCGUCCACUCAGAUGCCGACCUCCAUCGUCGUCGUCGGCAUGGCCGGCUCCGGCAAAACAACCUUCAUGCGACGCAUCAACUCGUACCUGCAUGGCAAGAAUGAUCCGCCAUACGUAAUCAACUUGGACCCGGCUGUGCUCAAUGUUCCUUUCGAGAGCAACAUCGACAUUCGCGACUCGGUCAACUACGAGGAGGUCAUGAAACAGUACAACUUGGGACCGAACGGCGGAAUCUUGACGUCCUUGAACCUCUUUGCCACAAAGGUCGACCAGAUUGUCAACCUGCUCGAGAAGCGCGCGGCUCCAGACCCAGAAAACCCCACCAAAAAGCCCAUCAGGAAUAUUCUUGUCGACACUCCUGGACAGAUCGAGGUCUUCGUCUGGUCCGCCAGCGGUACCAUCCUUCUCGAGUCGCUCGCCUCUUCAUUCCCAACCGUUAUCGCCUAUGUCAUCGAUACACCAAGAACCACCUCCACAAGCACAUUCAUGAGCAACAUGCUGUACGCCUGCAGUAUCCUCUACAAGACCAAGCUCCCGAUGAUCCUGGUCUUCAACAAGACUGAUGUGCAAGACGCGAGCUUUGCGAAGGAGUGGAUGACAGACUUCGAGGCUUUCCAGGCCGCUCUCCAGCGUGACGAGAUGAGCGACGUGAUCGGAGGCUACGAGACAUCAGAGGGCGGCAGCGGGGGCAGUGGCUACAUGGGCAGUCUGCUCAACUCGAUGAGUCUGAUGCUGGAGGAGUUCUACGCCCAUCUCAGCUUCGUUCCCGUCAGCUCUCGUCUCGGCACGGGUAUGGACGAGUUCUUCGCGGCUGUGGAAGAGAAGGCGGAGGAGUUCAAGCAGGACUACCUCCCGGAGCUGCAGCGUAGGCGAAAUGAGCGGGAAGAGAAGAAGCGCCAGGCCCGUGAGCACGAGCUGGACAAGAUGAUGAAGGGCAUGUCGGUGGAUGCGGGCAAGAAGCCCAUGGUCAUCAAGCCCGUUGAAGACGACGAUGGCAUCGAUGUUGCCAGCGACGUCGAUGACGACGAUAUGCCGGAUGACGAGGACGACCGGGAAGGACUCCAGGCUCGUUACGAGGCGGCCAUGGAGGCCGAAGGCGAUUCCAUCAUGGCUGAUGGCAGUUUCGCCAAGUACCUGCACACGCGGCAGACGUGAUGGGACGGUGGGAACGGAACACAUUCAUGCGCAUAGGACGAAGCUUGGGCAGGAAGACGGCGUUUUAGACGGUUGCUGCAUUAUCAUGAGAUACCUCGAAAAGGAAGAACAGGUGCAG